AGAAUGGAAUCCAUCAUAAGGAUCAACAAUCCUGCGGACAUCUCUGUUAUUGUCAUCUACUUUUUGUUAGUUCUGGCAGUGGGACUAUGGGCUAUGUACUCCACCAACCGAGGCACAGUGGGUGGGUUUUUCCUGGCUGGAAGGAGCAUGGUUUGGUGGCCGAUUGGUGCUUCUCUGUUUGCCAGCAACAUUGGCAGUGGGCACUUUGUGGGAAUAGCAGGAACAGCAGCAGCUGGAGGAAUUGCCAUCGGAGGAUUUGAGUGGAAUGCUCUGGUAUUUGUGGUGAUUCUAGGAUGGCUCUUUGUGCCCAUCUACAUCAAAGCUGGGGUGGUGACAAUGCCAGAGUACCUGAAGAAGCGUUUUGGAGGGAAACGGAUCCAGGUCUACUUGUCCGUCCUUUCCCUGAUCCUGUAUAUUUUCACAAAGAUCUCAGCUGACAUAUUCUCUGGAGCUGUAUUUAUCCAGCUGGCCAUAGGGCUCAAUCUUUAUGUGGCCAUAAUUAUCCUGCUUGCUAUUACUGCUCUUUACACUAUCACAGGUGGCCUUGCAGCUGUGAUUUACACAGACACCUUACAAACAUUCAUCAUGGUAGUGGGAUCCAUUAUUCUCACAGGAUUUGCAUUUACUGAAGUAGGAGGGUAUGAGGCUUUCAUGCAGAAGUACAUGGCAGCCAUUCCAUCCAACAUCACCUAUGGGGACACUCAGGUGGAUCCCAAGUGCUACACUCCUCGCAGUGACGCCUUCCACAUCUUCCGAGACCCCACCGGGGACCUGCCGUGGCCAGGGCUCAUCUUUGGCCUGAGCAUCAGUUCUUUGUGGUACUGGUGCACAGAUCAGGUCAUUGUCCAAAGAUGUCUCUCUGGAAAGAACAUGUCCCAUGUGAAGGCUGGCUGUAUCCUGUGUGGGUACCUCAAACUCUUGCCCAUGUUUAUCAUUGUGAUGCCUGGAAUGAUCAGCAGGAUUUUGUACCCAGAUGUGGUGGCUUGUGUUGUGCCUGAAAUCUGUCAGCACUAUUGUGGCACCGCAGUGGGCUGCACAAACAUUGCUUACCCAAAACUGGUAGUGGAGCUUAUGCCAAAUGGUCUGCGGGGUCUGAUGCUGUCAGUCAUGCUGGCCUCCCUUAUGAGCUCCCUGACAUCCAUUUUUAACAGUGCCAGUACUUUGUUCACGAUGGAUAUUUACACCAAAAUUCGGAGCCGGCCGUCUGAGAAGGAGCUGAUGCUGGCUGGCAGGGCAUUUAUGUUACUCUUAAUUGGCAUCAGCAUUGCCUGGGUUCCUGUGGUGCAGUCAGCUCAGAGUGGGCAGCUCUUUGAUUAUAUUCAGUCUGUUACCAGCUACCUAGGACCUCCCAUUGCUGCUGUUUUCCUGCUUGCUAUCUUCUGCAAGCGUGUCAACGAGCAGGGUGCCUUCUGGGGCCUAAUUGUUGGGCUGCUGGCCGGACUGGCCAGGAUGAUCACAGAGUUUGCCUACGGAACUGGCAGCUGUGUGGCCCCUUCCAACUGCCCCUUCAUCAUCUGUGGCAUUCACUACCUCUACUUUGCAAUCAUCCUCUUCGGGGUUUCCGCCAUCGUCAUCCUGGCAGUCUCCUUCAUGACCAAGCCCAUUCCUGAUGUACAUCUUUACCGCUUGUGCUGGUCCUUGCGGAACAGCAAAGAAGAACGGAUUGAUCUUGAUGCAGAUGAGAAGCAGGACAGAGCUGAUGAAAAAGAUGAUGAAUCAGUUAAUGAGGAAAACCAGGAGGACCCAGGAUGCUGUAGGAAAGCUUACAACUGGUUCUGUGGCUUGGACCAGCAGAAGGGCCCCAAACUGAGUAAGGAGGAAGAAGAGGCAAUGAAGAAAAAACUGAUGGACACCAGUGAAGUGCCACUGUGGAGAAACAUUGUGAAUAUCAAUGGCAUCAUCCUCUUGACUGUGGCUGUGUUUUGCCAUGCCUACUUUGCAUAA
Molecule: messenger RNA, 1944 nt
Organism: Cinclus cinclus
Lineage: Eukaryota; Metazoa; Chordata; Aves; Passeriformes; Cinclidae
Gene: SLC5A1
Product: solute carrier family 5 member 1
Exons: 15
Coding region: 4-1944 (646 amino acids)
Biological process (GO): sodium ion transport; transmembrane transport
Cellular component (GO): plasma membrane
Molecular function (GO): D-glucose:sodium symporter activity
Source: RefSeq, a predicted model, not a curated record